AGAAACUGUUGAAAGAGCCUGCCUGCACAUCUUUAUCUUUAUUAUCUCAUAGACCAGAGGAACCACAUGUUACUUUACAAAAUCUCAAACUGAUUUAGCUGAAAAUCGUCUCUUUGUUGAAAGGAAGAGUGAAAAUCUGCAGCAGGAAAAUGAGUUGCCCAAGAGUUCUUCUCCCCCCUCCGGUGGUGAAACCAGGCAAGCUGUCAGGAUGCUACGAUCAGAACCAGCCUCUUUACCGAUCAUUGUCCAUGGCUCCGCUGAAACCCAAACAGCGUUACUGUUUACUUACUGACCUUCCACGAAGAAUCAGCCUUCAUUCGGCACAUCUUUCCUCCUCUCCAACCUCAUAUUCUGUCCCUGCGAUGCCACGAAGCUGUUUGCGCAGAGGCGGCUCCAGGAUGUACAAGAAACAAGUGGUUUUUGCAGAUGAAAAAGGAAAGCCGCUAACUGUUGAGCAUCUGUUUACCCCUGAGCCCUCCUCUCCAACACCUAUUUCAACAACGAGACCCUCUACACGGAAUUUAGAAGUCCAACAAAAUCACUCAAACAAAUUUCACCUCCCCAAGUUUUACCUGGGUUUCCCUCCACCCACAGAGAACUCUGAUGCAUUUGUUGCACGUCUGCAAGAGAAGUGUGUGCAAAUGGAGAGCUGCAGAAUUUCAGAGAGAAUAUUGAGUGGCCUAGUGUACGUUUAUCAUAGCAGCCUAAAGAAGACUGUAAAUAUUAGAGUGACUUUUGAUUCAUGGAAGAGCCACAAAGACAUAACAUGUAAAUUCUCGGAACACAGGCUAUGCCAUGGCCUUGAUGUAGAUGUGUUUACCUUUGAUGUAAGCUUACCCCAGAAUAUCAACCAAAAUGAACGAAUUGAGUUUCUCUUCACAUUCAGCCCUGGACAUGGCUCUACACUUCACUGUGAUGACAACUUUGGGCUACAAUACAACGUGCUUCAGGAAAAUGCUGGAUCAUGGGCUGGCAAUGACUACACAAGGAACUUUUACCCAUUCCUUUCAAAGUACAAGCCAGCUGUUUCCCUACAGUUGGCUUCUUAUCUCCAAAACUGUGAUGAUUUGAAGUAUCUUCGAAGUCAUCUGCUAAGUAGCAGAUCAUUCAGCGGGCAACUAUGUUGAAUGGCAUAAAACCUCCAACAUACUCUGGAUAGAUAUGAAAGCCUAAAUAUCCUGCGAUAAUGUAAAUACUGUAUUAUUAAAUUAUUGAACCACUUUUUUUUUACUUCUACUGAAGUAAAAUAUUUUUAAUGUUAAUGCAACUUUUAAAAAAAACGUAUCUGUAAAAAGUAAAUAAUCGAAGGAAUGUUUGUUAUUUUACUAUUUAUGUUGUCUCAAAACCAUGUUGUGUUCUAUUCUCAUCACCUGCCAAACCACAUGGAAACAAAACAAAACGAUCUUGUGGGAAAACAGUUUGGAUUGAAGAAAAUGUUCUAGACACUCCUCUGGCUUUGAACAUUCUUUGAAUUGUUACAUCUUGUACUAUAGAUAACUGGUUUGACAAACCCCGAGCCAGCACGUACCGUAGUGUAUGUAUGGGCUAGUGUUUACAGGAAAGGGUGGAGUCCUUAUUUUACACCCUAGCAACCACAGAGAGAGCAUACCUGCUCUUAUUGCAACAUUUUCUCCACUUACUUUAGCUUCAGGCUACUGUGUCCCAUUUUAACCUUUGCAAAUCUUUACAGGUUUGUGUAAUCAGUUGAAAUGUUGUACAUGGUUUGUUUACAUCAGCUUGAACCCUUGUCAUUUCUUUGAAGAUAAAAGAAACAUAUUUUUCACAAUAUUUUGCAAAUAAAAUCUGAAAAGUAUUGCAUCCCUUUUU
This is a messenger RNA of Cyprinodon variegatus (sheepshead minnow), 1827 nucleotides long. Its product is annotated as protein phosphatase 1 regulatory subunit 3B-B-like. The transcript has 3 exons. Gene Ontology annotation, biological process: regulation of glycogen biosynthetic process. Gene Ontology annotation, cellular component: protein phosphatase type 1 complex. Gene Ontology annotation, molecular function: glycogen binding; protein phosphatase 1 binding. Lineage: Eukaryota; Metazoa; Chordata; Actinopteri; Cyprinodontiformes; Cyprinodontidae. The coding region runs from base 150 to 1127 and encodes 325 amino acids. The record is from RefSeq and is a predicted model, not a curated record.